AUGUCUUCGCUUCAUGUUAACAAAAUUAAUCUCACAUCGUUUCACAAAAUACUUGCUUGCUACCCUGCAACAGCUCCAGAGAAGCUGCGCGACCUAGACGCGCAACGCUACGAUGUUAUUCCAUUGGCCGUGGCCAGCAGGAACGGAAGCAACAAACAUCUCACGAAACCAGAGGUAGAGAAGCUUGUAGAGUGGAAACUAAAACAUGGUACAUUCCGACCUGCACUACUUGGUCUCGUGCAAAGCAAUACUUCACAAGCAGUCGAAGAGACUACGAAGAAAGCCUUUGCGGCAAUUUCAGAUGAUGAGUGCUCGCAGGCAAAUAUCAUUCAGGCACUCAAAAUACUAGCUAGUCUAAAAGGAAUUGGACCAGCAACGUCGUCUCUUCUCCUCUCCGUUCUCCGGCCUGAAGAAAUUCCAUUUUUCUCUGAUGAAUUGUUCCGUUGGUCUUGCUGGGAUUCUGAAGUCAAAGCUAAGGAAAGUGCGGGAUGGCAGAGGAAGAUCAAGUAUAAUUUCAAGGAAUAUGAGAUGAUGUUUGUAAGAGUAAAGAAACUGAGGAUGAGGCUAGGGAAGAGUCCAGAUCAAAAACCUGGGCCAAUUGUAAGAGCGGUAGAUAUAGAAAAGGUGGCUUGGGUGCUUGGGAAAGAAGGGAAGGAUGUUGGGACACUGGAGGAAGACGAGGACAGCCAAGCUGGUGGUGAUGAAAAGGGCCCCGUCAAGGAAGAAGAGACGCAAGAGACAAAACCCGAUGCUGGUAAAGACAGCAAAGAGGAGGUGACUAAGGGCCCAGCGAAGAAAGGUACAAAACGGAAAGCUGGUCCUGUCAAAACGCUAGUUGAAGGCACACGCAAAAGUACUAGGACGAAGAAGUAA
Molecule: messenger RNA, 873 nt
Organism: Bipolaris oryzae ATCC 44560
Lineage: Eukaryota; Fungi; Ascomycota; Dothideomycetes; Pleosporales; Pleosporaceae
Exons: 2
Coding region: 1-873 (290 amino acids)
Source: RefSeq, a predicted model, not a curated record